CUGAAGUGUGUAUUUAAAGUGGGUUGUUAGCUUAAACAGCCAACAUAAAGCAGCCUUUACCAGUUUAAAUUUCAGGACUGUCAAUUUGCCACACAUUCUGGUCUUGAAAUCACAAAUUGUAUUUCAUAAAAGUACUCAAAAUAAUAGUGAAUUCACAACUUUUAAAUAGAAGACAGUCCUCAAUGCCCUUUGAAAAUGGCAACUUCUGUAGAUUCAGUUCAUAAAUCUUCAGAUUCAGUGAAGGACUAUUUGUGUAGCCCUUGCGAAAGUAAAAAUAAAGAAGCAAGUGCUGAAAUUUUUUGUGAAACUUGUUUGAAGUGUUUUUGUGAAGAAUGCCUUCAUUAUCAUGAUCAUAUAUUUGUAAACCAUUUGAAAUAUGGAAGGGGAGAAACAAAUAAAUGGCCUUUAACAAAAACAAUGGAGGAUUUGCUACUGAAAUGCGAUGUUCACAACAACAAGAAACUGAAAAUGUUUUGCCAGGACCACAAACAGCUGUGCUGCUCUGACUGUGUUUUACUGAAUCACAGACAAUGUACCAAUUUGGCCCUAAUUUCUGAAUCACUCAAACAGCUGUCAGUGGAUAUGAAGCAGUUUUCAAACAAAAUUCAAACAAUUCUUGCUGAAAUAAAUAAGUUCAAGAGAACACAAGAGGACAGCAUACAGUCCGUGGAGGGAUCAUAUAGUGAAAAACUGCAAGAAAUCAGAGACCAGCGUAAGAAAUUAAAUGCUGCUUUGGAUGAACUAGAAAAAACUACUUUGAAAGAAUUGGAUGAAAUUAGGACCAUAUUGCAAAUCUCUCUUAAGAAAGAUGUUGACAACUGCAGCAGACUGAAGGAUGAACUCCAACAACUCAGUGAAGCUGUACAGGGCCUUUGUGAUAAGAGCAAGAAAGAAAUGGAGUUCAUAGCCAGCAGGAAAUGUCUGGACAAAAUACACGAGUCUGAGACUUAUCUAAGAAAGAACCCUGUAAAGGUUCAGAGUUCACUGAUAUUCCAUGUAAACACAGACAUUGAGCAGUACCUGUCUCAACAGUCUAGUCUAGGGAGGAUUGUACACAGCAUCCAGUCGCUCACACUCAAAAUGAUUCCAGACCAGGUGAUGACUGUGAAGAGGAAGUUUGAGUAUAAUGUGAAAAUACCAAGUGACACAGCUCCUAAUUGCUCUAUCAUAGGCAUUUGCAGCCUGCCUAGUGGUCAUGUCAUUGUUGCAGAUCGCACAAAUAAGAAGGUGAAACUGUUGGACAAAAGUUACAAUGUGUCCAGUCACUGUGAUGUGUCUGGUUCUCCAUGGGACAUUUACCCAAUAACGUCCAGUGAGGUUGCUGUUACUGUUAAUUGUGAUGUACAGUUUAUCUCUAUUAGUAAUGGGCAGCUGGUGAUUGGGAGGAAAAUGCAGUUAUCACAUGCUGCUGUUGGCAUUGCCCACCAUCAGGGAGCAGUGUAUAUCACCAAUGGCACUGCUCUCUACCAUUACACACUGACUGGGACACUUGUGAAAAAGAUUUAUGAGGAUCCAGCAGUAUUAUACACUACAGUGUUCAAAUGUGCACUAAGUCCUGAUAGUGAACGGAUCUUUGUCACUAACUAUACAAACAACAAGCUUCUCACACUGGCCAAAGAUGGAGCCCGACUGUUGACCUUCACUGACUCUGAUCUACAGAACCCACAUAGUUUACAUGUAACACCUGCUGGACAGGUCCUUGUUUGCGCAUAUGCCUCCAAGACUGUGAUACAGGUGGAUCAUGAGGGAAGAAAGAAGCUGGCAACUCUUGCUUCAAAAACAGAUGGAGUGAGCAAACCAUUGUCUGUCUGCUACAAUACCAACACUGACCAGAUCAUUGUGGGAGAAUAUAACAAUAAAAUCAUUGUUAUUGAAUUGCAAUAGCUCUUCAAGUGGAAAAGAACACAUUAAUAUAAACACUAUAAAAAAAAAAUAUUUCCAAUUUUUCUGUGAAUUGUUCAAUAAGGCAAGGCAUUUUAUAUCUAGGUAAGAAAAAGGGCAUAUUCAUAGAGUUUAUCUUUUAUAAUUAACAUUUUAAUAAAACUUGUUUUUGAAAAUAAUAUAUUUUAAUGCACCUACAUGUACGC
Messenger RNA from Dreissena polymorpha, 2087 nucleotides. RefSeq lists its product as uncharacterized. The coding region runs from base 196 to 1884 and encodes 562 amino acids. Gene Ontology annotation, molecular function: zinc ion binding. Lineage: Eukaryota; Metazoa; Mollusca; Bivalvia; Myida; Dreissenidae. The transcript has 3 exons. The record is from RefSeq and is a predicted model, not a curated record.